Molecule: messenger RNA, 402 nt
Organism: Cavenderia fasciculata
Lineage: Eukaryota; Evosea; Eumycetozoa; Acytosteliales; Cavenderiaceae
Exons: 6
Coding region: 1-402 (133 amino acids)
Source: RefSeq, a predicted model, not a curated record
AUGAAUAUUAUACCAACAUCAUUUCCCUCAAGAGAUAAUAAUAUUAGAGUUGUUGAACAAUCAAUCAAUUCAAUGACAACACCACCUGUCAAAGUCCAACUCGAGUUAACAACAAGCCAAUCCGUUGAACUAGACCCAGCAUUCAACGGAAUUCUUCUUGGUGCUGAUCAAACUGUCGGAGAUGACAGUUACUGUGAAACUGAUCCAUAUCCAAAAUGGAAAAUAAUAAUGAUUGUUGAUUUGUUACCUAUGCCGUCAUUAGAAUGGCAAGGAAGUGGUACCGUGAUAACCACGGUAACAAUCUCAACCGAACAAUCCAUUAACUCCUUUUUUACUUGUUGGAUAACACCAGCAAGUGAUAAAUGGUUAAUGAGUCUAAUAGAAAGGAAUUGUGUUUUCUAA